Temnothorax curvispinosus is the source of this 729-nucleotide messenger RNA. Its product is annotated as mitochondrial 2-oxoglutarate/malate carrier protein-like. Lineage: Eukaryota; Metazoa; Arthropoda; Insecta; Hymenoptera; Formicidae. Gene Ontology annotation, molecular function: succinate transmembrane transporter activity; oxaloacetate transmembrane transporter activity; malate transmembrane transporter activity. The record is from RefSeq and is a predicted model, not a curated record. Gene Ontology annotation, biological process: thiosulfate transport; oxaloacetate transport; succinate transmembrane transport. The transcript has 6 exons. Bases 1 to 729 code for a protein of 242 amino acids.
AUGGAUGUUCUCAAGAUACGCAUGCAAGUGUCGCACGAUACUUUACGCGACACAGCACUUCGCACGUUUAGCACGAGCGGAGUUUGCGGUUUUUACAUGGGGCUGAGCGCAGCUCUUCUUCGUCAAUUGACCUACACCACCAGUAGACUUGGAAUCUAUACCACAUUGCUGGAUAUCGGAGAACAACAUUUUGGCUAUUUAAAUUACGUUACGAUGAUUAGUCUCGGGAUGGUAGCUGGUGUGAUGGGCUCUUUCGUCGGCACUCCCACGGAUCUGGUAUUGAUUCGCAUGGUGGCUGACGUGAAUCUGCCACCAGAAAAGCGAAGAAAUUAUAAGAAUGCCGUGUGUGGCAUCUUUAAUAUAUGGAAAACCGAAGGCUUUUCCGGGUUAUGGAGAGGAGCGAUGCCCACGAUGGGCAGAGCAGCGAUUGUAAACGGAGCCCAGUUAGGUACAUACACAAAAGCGAAGAUGUUGUUACGAGACACAGGGUAUAUCCAAAACGGUAUACCUCUGCAAUUUGCCGCUGCCAUGAUGUCCAGUGUAAUUACGUGUUUCGCUUCGAUUCCGAUGGACGUAGCUAAAACUAGGAUUCAAAAUUGGGGACAGUCUACAAAACCGCCUGGUAUCACGGCUAUGAUCAUUAAUAUUGUUAAAACGGAAGGCAUAAUGUCACUAUGGCGCGGUUUCCUUCCGUAUUAUUCCAGAGCUGCGCCCAAUACUAAAGUAUAG